This is a messenger RNA of Spodoptera exigua (beet armyworm), 2376 nucleotides long. NCBI's taxonomy places the organism in Eukaryota, Metazoa, Arthropoda, Insecta, Lepidoptera, Noctuidae. The record is from the annotation of a GenBank genome assembly.
UAAUUAAAUCACGAUGUUGAAUGUUUUGAUAAAUACCAUUGGUUUCAAAGUAAAUACAUAAAUAAUGGAAUGAUCACUGGGGCUGCAGUGGCUAAGUAUGAGUCUUACUUUAGUGCUGCACACAAAAUAAAAGUUGCAUUACAACAACUUUGGUAUGUCAUGUUCGAUAUUUUCGUCUAUUUACUAAAGCUUAAAAGUACAUCUGUAUAAAUAGCUGCCAUGUUACACACAGUAACAAAUCUAUUUGUUCAGCAUUUGACCAGUUUUAUCGACCUGACUGUGGCGGCCCGGGUGACAUAGAUUGAUUGGUGGCGGGGUCAUUGGGUGCCGAGUGAUGAUGGGCAGGCGGCAUGAGAGGUACGAGCAGCGCGGGCGGGCCGGCGCGACGCAGGAACGGGUGCUGCAGCAGGCGGGACGCCGGCUGGCGCUGCGCCGGGUCCCGGACCAACGCGCACUCCACGAAGCUUAGCAGGUCCGCCGGGCACCGAGCCGCGCCGCGCGGCCUGGGCGGCGGCAUGUCACGGAUACGACGCAUCGCCUGUAACGGCGGUUCAUUGAAGAAAGGAGGCUCCCCAUCAACCAUUUCCACAAGCAUGAUCCCAAGCGACCACACGUCCACCUCUGGUCCAUAUGGCAAUCUUGAUAUUACUUCAGGUGACAUCCAAUAUGGUGUCCCUACUAAGGACUUUCGUUUGGGAAGUUCCUCUGAGACUUGAGCACAAAAGCCGAAAUCAGAUAAUUUCACCCGGCCAUCUGCAGUCAUGAGAAUAGAGUCGGAUUUAAUAUCUCGAUGAAUAACUCCUUGGCUAUGCAGGAAAGCUAACGCCUUCAAACACUGUUUGCAGACAGUAGCAAUUUGUUCAGGGUCCAUUCGAGCCCUCGUCACAAUGUCAGUAAGGGCGCCUCCUGCCAUGUAUUCCAUCACAACCCAAAGCUCAUCUCCAACUAAGUAUGAAGCGUGCAUCUCGACAAUGUUUGGAUGAGGAUAGUCGCGCAUUAUAACAACUUCAUUGAAGAGCAAUUCCCGCCUCUGUUGUUUCCUUAAGUUCAUCAUCUUGACGGCUACACGGCGACGUGUGCGAGUGUCCGUGGCGGCGCAUACGACCCCCGUACUACCCUCGCCGAUUUUACUGAACCCGCUCAGCGUCGCUCGAGGGUCACCCUCACUAACAACUAAACGAAGAGCCGCGCGAAACUGUUCAUGCGUCAAUCGCAGUUCAUGUUUAGAAGCAGCGAGCGGCAGGUGAGGCGCCGCGCCCGGGGCACCUUGCGCGCGAGAUACGCCAUACGCGUCACCCAUGUUAAUGUUGUUUCCAUUGAGUCCGUGAGGUCCAUGUGUCAUUGGUUGUGGGGGAUGAUUGUGUUGGUAAGGUACAUUUGCAUUCUGUAUAUUCUGAUAGGUCAUAGGAUGAUGAUUAUCAUUGAUUUCUGGUACUUGUCUGAUUGUAGCCUCAUGUGCAUGUUGACUCCAUUCCACAGGAGAUUCUGCUAUAGGCUUAUUCAAUGUAUAGUUGCUGUGUUCUCGUCUUAAGCUCAAGUACUGCUGAGGGGCAGGUGGCACGGGUGGUGAUUCUUCAGGCACUGAUGGAGGGACAUUAGGCUGACUUCUCAAAUCCCUUCUUAUUCUCGGUGGGCUAGUACUUCUUAAAGAAUUUGACCUGGCCACAUUUGAUGUCUUUGGCAACACAACACCAUUUUGUACUGGUUGCUGUGGUAUGCUUGAAGGUAUAGGGCGUGCUAUUGAGGACACUGAGGUAGUUCUGUGGUCACCUCUUACUAUAGUUUUUAAAUCUAGAAUUUCGGUGGGUGUGAUUUCUGAUGGGUCUACCAGGGGUAGUGGUCUGUUUGUUGAUUUUAAUAUCUGGUUAUUGCCUACAAGUGAGGCCCAUUGCAAAGGAAGUCCAACAAACUUUCCCUCUCGUUUAUCGAAGCCCGUAUGUACUCUGUGUUCAAAAUUACUUGGCGGCGAAAUCAGAGGCUUUUUCUUUUUCUUAGAAAACAUUAUGUAGUAUGCAAGUUACUUUCGAGCAGUGUACUUCGAGCUUUAAGUAGUUACGAACACAUACAGAAUACUAAAUCAACAGCGUAUUCCGACAUUCCUCAGCAGGCAUCCAUGCUCCGCACAGGUACAUAACACAACAAAUUCAAUUAACGUAAUGAUAUUAAAAAUUCCACCACUUCAGCAAACUAAUAAAGAUGUACUCCAAUUGAAACCGACUUUGUUACUCAAGAAAUAUGCUGAUAACAACAUUAACACGGUAAAAUACAACAAAAUCGCUUUAUAAAACGAUAAACGACAGCAACCAACAACCAAAGAGUUUCAGGUAAAGUCACAGAUUACUAUAAACUAGUCAGAGACAGGUGGGACACUCAUUU